AUGGCGAGAAGCCGAAGAAUCAGUUGCAUCCCCCUCCAAACCGCCAAAACCGUUACUUGCUCAUUUGAUUCCGCGGUAAUUCUUUCGAAUUCGAGAGCUCGACAGUAUGCCAUCCGAAACUCACCAAAGGGCAUUGUCCCAGCCAUGGAAAGAAUGGUUCUCGCUUUUAAACCCACGUGUAGUAGCUUGUUCAAGAAACACACUUUCAUAUCUCAGCUGCGCAUCCGAGCAGGCUAUUUGACACGAAUGUGGACACGCAUGUAUCGCACACGAGUAUGUAGACCUGUGACAAUAUUCAUGAGCAACAAUGAAAGGGAUAUUGAAGGUCAGACUCGGAAUUCUGAACCGGUUGAAUCUCGACGUAUAAUGAGACAUUGGAAGAAAUUGAAGCUGUCCAUGUUCGGAGUGGGGAACCUACAGCAGGAAUCUUUCGCUCUGGUCUCUCCAGUACCCACUGCAGCGCACGACGGCAAUGUGUCAAACAGCGCCGCUCAGGCGCCGACUUCGUCUUUGUACUUGGCCGCAAUUAACCUCCUUUUUGAUCUAAACGACGCGUUCAUUGAAAAAUGGCCUGGAACUAGGCUAUUUCUAGCUCAUAUUGAGAAGGAAUUAUCUUCUUCUAUACACCGCCAAGUGGAUGUCAUGAGGCGGCUCCUAGGCGAUUCAAAUUGUGAUGAUCAAGCCAUUGCAUGGAAAUGGUGUUUCGCCGUCAUCAACGCCCUUGAGGAUUUUGAAGAAGACAAAGUCAGUAUUGGAGACGUCUUGGACAAAGUGUCCUCGGUGAUUUACGCUCGUUCAGUGGAAAUAUCCCCCGAAGAGUUUGAUCAAGUCCACCGAGCCAUCUUUGCCGUGCUUUGCUUGACAUCGAUGAGCUUGAAACCAGUUGCAACUCCAGACACUUUACCGACGAGCUCAAGUAUACCAAGUCCCUGGGUAGAGGGCUCUCGGCAAACGCUAUCAAAGCAUGCAUUGAAACGGCCAAUUAUCAAGAUUUUCAAGACCUUCAAGCCAAAUACCGAAAUUGUGCAGCAAAAUACGGCGGUCACCUCACCUCCAAACCCAUCAGAUGUUAUACAUGAGUCUAUCGUCAACUGUUAUUCACUGCAGAGAAUUGGCCGUGUUCGGUUGGAGUGGGUAGAUGUGAUCACCAACCACCUCAAGUUUGACCCCCAUACGCGGACCUUGUCCUUAUUCCGAUUUCCUACCUUCUGCCUUGCCAGCGUUAUAAGCCGAAAGGACCCUGCAGUAAUCAUGAGCAUCGCUCCAGAGAUACUCCUACCACAGCUUGAGCAUGGCGCCGACGACCCACUGUACACUACUUCAGCUGUUCAUCGGGAAAUUUUGUUGUCCUUCCGUCUAUUGUUCGCUCAGUCACAACAUUCUCGCAAACUCGCCGAGAAACAGUUGCGUGGGUCCAGGUCUGAAGCAGACGUGGAUCCUCUCCUCUUCACACUCUGCACGUCGCCUCUCCGUCCAUUACAGCGCGAGUCAAAAUUCCCGCGAGACAUAUUUCCGUAUUCAACCAUGAGUGCAGACGGAAAACUGCAAGAAUCAGACACGUAUUCCGCCACAGAGGAUUUUACAUUCUUUGGAUCUCGACUCAUUUCCCUGCAACGCUAUAAUUCACGGCAACAACCCAGCAAGCGGCAUCAUCAAAUGGGGAUGGACCAUAAUGCGGAAGUUCCGUUGCAAUGGGAAUCAUCAAACUUCAGUCUGUUACCAGUCUUGCGCCAGCAGCAGAUCUACCUGACAAUAACAGUGAAGUAA
This is a messenger RNA of Diaporthe batatas, 1767 nucleotides long. RefSeq lists its product as uncharacterized. The transcript has 7 exons. Bases 1 to 1767 code for a protein of 588 amino acids. The record is from RefSeq and is a predicted model, not a curated record. NCBI's taxonomy places the organism in Eukaryota, Fungi, Ascomycota, Sordariomycetes, Diaporthales, Diaporthaceae.